GGCUGGUGAGCUGACAGUCUCAGCGCUUGGAGCUUGGGUGUGUGAUGCUGCUAAACAUGAAAGCUCUGAUUUUUCUGGGUUUUUUCCUCCUGCCUCUGGCUGCUCAUGAGAAGGUCUAAAAAAGGUGUGAGCUGGCUGCAGCCAUGAAAAAGCUUGGGCUGGCUAACAUUCCAGGAUACUCUUUGGGAGAUUGGGUGUGUACAGCAAAAUAUGAGAGCAACUUUAACACAAAUGCCAUAAACCAUAACUCUGAUGGAAGCACGGAUUAUGGGAUUUUGCAAAUCAACAGCCGCUGGUGGUGCAAUGAUGGCAAGACUCCAGGAGCCAAGAAUGCAUGCAGAAUCCAGUGCACAGAGUUAAUGAAACCAGACAUUACUGCAACUGUUAAAUGUGCGAAGAGGAUUGUCAAAGAUCCACAGGGCAUGAACGCAUGGGUGGCCUGGAAGAAAUACUGCAAAGGAAAAGAUGUCUCCAAGUGGAUCAAAGGCUGCAAACUGUAAAAAAAGAGUUGGGGGCAUAACUGAGCUCAGCUCCUUUUCAAAAAGCAGUUUUUCACAUAAAGCAAAAUGCUCCCUCUCACUUGUUUCCCUUUCUAUAACAAAAUAAUAAAAUAAAUAAGUAAAAUAAAAAUAAAUUCAUAAGAAAGGCUUAUGGACUAAUUGGCAGAAUGCAAGUACUUUACUCAUUGCUGGUAAGACUGGAUAUUGCCACAUGACCGACUGAACAGACCUAUUUUGUGUUCAACCCCUUUGAACACUGAUUUCCUCUGCUAUUUGCAUGCAUCAUUUUGGCAGUGAAGUUCUGCUGCAAUUCUGUUUUGCUAUUCACUACCAGUAUGAUAUGUCAUCUGGUUUGAUAGCAUAAAUUCAUUAAUCAAUAAAA
Molecule: messenger RNA, 882 nt
Organism: Alligator sinensis (Chinese alligator)
Lineage: Eukaryota; Metazoa; Chordata; Crocodylia; Alligatoridae
Product: lysozyme C-like
Exons: 4
Biological process (GO): defense response to Gram-positive bacterium; defense response to Gram-negative bacterium
Molecular function (GO): lysozyme activity
Source: RefSeq, a predicted model, not a curated record